GUCAUGUGUUGUUUGUGCUGCGCUCCGUAGUGUACACAGGGCGCGAGCAGCAGAUUGGUAGCCCGCUAGGAGGAUCUACCGAUAAUAGAUCGGGUAAAUGUGGUCAUGUUGCAGUUGCUGGCAUUGAGUUCGAGGAGCAUUGGCUGGGAUACCUGCUUUUCAUGUGGCGGCCGACAGAAGUUCAACACUGAAAAGACUUAAGUGCGCCGCCUGAGACACGGUUCCCCCCAAACAAACAUGGGGUCUCAGUCUAUAAGCCUGAGGUAAAGUGACCUUAAAUCUCCUAUCUGAUGGCAAAUUUCGAGAACUACCAAGAAGGCAAAGCCGCUAUGUUGAUACUGGAAACGCAACAGCGGGCUAUCGGGACUAAACCUGCAGCUGCAACGGCGAACGGCGACACUUCUGUCGGGGAACCCCCUUCCGUACUUGAUGCUGGCGGCGCUACGUUUCAUCAACCGAGUGAACAACAUCCACAGCAGCAACAGCACCUGGAAUCGCCGGCGAGGAAAGCAUCCGCGUCCUCUCUUAACCGGGCGCUUGAGGACUCUGCGGCGAGUAACACGCACACUACUACCUCAGCUUCCCCUGCUGUGAACACCGUGUCAGACGACAUUAGGAAGUGUGGCUAUUUGAGAAAGCAGAAACACGGCCAUAAGAGGUUUUUCGUCUUGCGGGCGUCGAGUCAUCUGGGGCCGAGCAGACUGGAGUACUAUGACAGUGAGAAGAAAUUUCGAAACACUCUGCGCUCAAACGCCGCUAAUGCUGCCGCCGCCGCCGCCUCAGCUGGCGCCUCUCCCCCCAAAAGAGUGAUCUAUCUCUACCAGUGUUUCACUGUGAAUAAAAGGGCGGAUUCCAAGAAUAAACAUCUCAUUGCUUUGUAUACUAAAGAUGAAUACUUUGCGAUUGUCGCUGAGAAUGAGCAGGAGCAGGAGGAGUGGUACCAGGCGCUCAGUGAGCUCAUGAGUGAGGGCAAGAAAGGCCACCUGGACGCGGAUGAGAUUGACGAUGGAUACGGUACUGUGACCCCUGGGACUGACUUUAAGGAAGUGUGGCAGGUAAAUGUUAAACCGAAGGGCUUGGGCCAGACGAAGAAUCUAACCGGCGUGUAUAGGCUCUGUCUGUCUGCCAAGAGCAUUCACCUGGUGAAGUUGAACUCUGAGACGCCUUGCGUGAACUUGCAGCUGAUGAACAUCAGACGCUGCGGCCAUUCAGAGAGCUUCUUUUUCAUUGAGGUCGGCCGGUCUUCGUCUAUAGGGCCUGGGGAGGUUUGGAUGCAGGUGGAUGAUUCUGUGGUGGCUCAGAACAUGCACGAGACCAUUCUAGAGACCAUGAAGGCACUGAAGGCGUUUGCCGAGUUCAGGCCCAGAAGCAAAAGCCAGUCUUCUGGCACCAACCCGAUGGGUUUCAUCACCACACGGCGACACUUGGGCAACCUCCCGCCCAGCCAGACGGGGCUCCAGCGGCGGUCUCGGACUGAAUCUGUGGUGGGCACGCCACCCAGCAGGAAGAGCAGUGGAGCAAGUGGCUACCGAUUCCGCACCUCCAGCGAGGGAGAAAGCACAAUGAACCGCCCCUUUCGUUCUGUGACCGGUAGCCUUAUACAUCUCAACACAGCCCGUGCUAACCUGAGCCGACAGGAAAGUAGCAGUGGGGCAGGGGCCCGCUAUAUUCGUGCCCCGCCAGGCUCCACUUAUCAUGCCCGUUCUGCCUCUCUGCCAGUGUCACACUUUCCUUCUACCACCAGUCCGAUAAGCAUGUCCAGCAGCAGCGGCCACGGCUCUGUUUCAGACACCAUCACUCGCCCCUCCAGCGCGUCCAUUUGUGGAUCCCCGAGCGAUGGAGGUUUCAACUCAUCUGAUGAGUACGGCUCCAGCCCUGGAGACUUCCGGUACUUCAGAGUGCGCAGCAACACCCCUGACUCCCUGGGAAACACACCUCCGAUCCGUGAGGAGCACUGCCUCAAUGACUACAUGGCUAUGGGCUGGAAUCGUGACGUGUUUGGAACGAAUGCAGCUGAGGCCAUCAAAGAUGAGAGUGCGGAUGAAGAUUCACGACAGGGGUCUUUAAGGAGGCGGGCUCCCUCCUUCUCCAGGCAGGUUGGGGGCGCUAGUGCUGCUGGAGUAGCUGUUUAUCAGAAGAUGACCCAGACCACCUUCUCGCUGGACGAGGCUGUGGCUGAGAGUAGCUCUUGGGGUGGCAGUGUCCAGACUGUCUCUACCUCCUCCUCCCUCUGCUCUGACUACAGCUCCAGUUCUGAACACAGCCAAGACCGGCCCCCUAGCCUACGGCCUGCGGACGCGCCUAAGGAUGAUGGGUACAUGCCCAUGAUGGCAGGUGUGCUGCCCUCCACUAGUGAUGCAGACUACAUGCCUAUGCAACCAAAUAUCCUCCUCUCUGCGUCUCCACAAGUCCCAAGUGCUGCUUUACAUGUUCCCCAGCACAUGGACUCUCAAGGCUAUAUGAUGAUGCUCCCAGGUAGAAGUGGAGUUACUGACUCUCCUGUCCCAUCUAGCCCUGUCGUUAGCAGACGAGCAGAGGGACGAAGAGCCUCAGACCGUCAUGAGAAUGCAGAAUACAUGGAUAUGUCUCAGAGCAGCUCCACAGCUAAUGCUCCGAAGGUUUCUGCUGAGAAUUAUUAUGCCUUGACCACUCCUGGUGUCCCCAAGUCCUACAGUCCAUAUUUCUCCCUCCCUCGCUCAUACAAAGCUCCAUCCAGAGACCAGGCUGAGCAUGACGAUUACGUCCCAAUGAGUUCCCCAGCAAAACCCGUCUACAGUUCACCCACAGCCACCCCAGAUCGUAGUAGCAGGUGCCCACCUCCUGAGUCCUCUCAACAUAAUGGCUUCACAGACCGCCGUGCCAUUCGGCCGAACCGCCUGCCCCUGGGAAGACGGAGCUUGCACGUCUCUCUGCGAGCAGGGGAAGUGCCAGUGCGUCCUUCCAGCCCUGGAGAAUACAUUAAUAUUGAAUUUGGGGAUCGGCCCACAUAUUCUGCCUGUUCGUUGUCUGCUGACGGCUCCCCCUCAACCCAUAGCAUUAACCGAGAGCUGCGUAAGUCUCCGCUGCCACAGGAUUACAUGACUGUCGAGAUGGAUGGUCUUCCACCAAAGAGUCGGUCCCCACGGCCCUCUCUGGUGGCCCCCUGGAAUCCUCCUUCAUAUAUCCGGCCCUCCUCAUCCUCCCACUGCAGUGGGCUCAUGGUGGGUAAGCCUGACGACUACACGGAAAUGUCUUUUGAGCCCGAGGAGGAGUCCAAGAGCCCUACAGCCAUGCUUGAGCACCUGUGUGUUCUGGAGCAACACUUUUUCCCCUUCAGCCCCCCUACUGAGCCUAAGGUUGUCCGUGCUGACCCCCAGGGCAGGCGGAGACACAGCUCAGAGACCUUUGUCACAUCAUCAGGAGCAUCAGGUGGAAGUGGCCCGGACACCAAUGGCACCGUGCCUGGCAAUAGUGGGGCUCAGCCGGUGGGCCGCAGCAAGGGUCAGAACUUUGACUGUGUUUGGACUGACGGCGUGACAUCUGGCAGUGAGGCAACACAUGGAAACUCCUCAGAUAGAGACAAUUCCCCCUCUGUGAGGUCUGCAAGGACUCUACCUGUGGAACACCAGAAUGGCCUGAACUACAUCGCCCUAGACCUGAGAGACGAUCUCCGGCCUGGGAACAGUCACGAUGCGCUUCCCUUGCCAUCCUCCAGCGCUCCUCCCCCAGAGAACGGUGCCUAUGCCAGCAUAGAUUUAAUGAAACCUGAGGGGCUUACAUCGGCGUCUAAAGACUAAGGACUGUCCCAUGAAGCUCCUGCAGAGAUGCCGGAAAACAUGAGAGCCCUAGCACACAACCCUGUGGCACAACAAAAGGAUCCCGAGAUUUGUUUUAAUGGACAUCUAUGGUUGUUUUUAUUUGUUCAUGUGCUGUCUCCAGAGCGGAUCCAUGCGUUCUGUCUUGUAUGAGUUCAGUGCUUUAUUGUGAUUUUAUUCGCUGCAUAAAAAGGGAGGUUCAUCUUCUGAAGACACCAUAAUCCAAAAUUCUGGUUUGGGCAGGUGCAUGCUGUUUACAAGCAUCACAUGCAUGUACAAAUUGUAUUUAUUUCCCAGAAAGAUUCAGGUGCAAUUACAGAUUUUAGUGUUUGUUUACUGUUUGCUUAACAGAGAGAGAGAGCAUAUAUUGGUACGGUGCAGACUGCAGAUGGGAUGUGACUGUACAGCAGUAGUGUCUUUUUUACAAAUGUCUGUCUCUGUUAGGUCCUCACUUAAUGUUCCACGCACAUCUACAAUUUUGGACCGUAGAAACCUCCUCCUUUGUACUAUCAACACUGUUCUACAGUAUCUGUGUGUGUCAGGUUAGUCAUGGUGUUUCAGUCUGCUUUACCCCGUGCAGGGCCCCAGGUGUUUCUCGCAGUGCCUUCUUGGCAUGUGGCGCAGCCCAAACAUAGGCUUUUCUUAUCUCUUCCCGUACUAAUUUUUGACCAGCAUCUCCUUCGCUUUGCCAAGAGAGCUGGAGAGAGAGAGGGUAGAAGGAGUGGGGGCUCAGGAAAAGAGGAAGGGUCUAUUCUGGGACACCCCAGAUGAAAUCUGCUGCAGUUUCUAAAAUGCCACUAGGAAGAGCACAGAGUCAGUGAUGUAUAUCAUCUAAAUAAGUCUAAAUUAGUUCUCUGGUUACGUUUUGGUACCCAUAAUAAAUAAAAUCUAAGUGGAGCCCUUCUGCAACUUAUUGGGAACAAACAGCACAAUAUGAAGGUACAAAAGCCCAGUUCUGUCUGUAUAAAUCAUUAUGCAUGCUGUUGGCAAGUUCGAAGGGUAUCCUUCAAUCAACAACAUAAAAAGUCACAACAUUUCAUUAAUAUUUUAUUUAUAAUUAAUUCUAUUUAAUAUUUUAGUAUGACCAAUCAGCUGCUCUUUUGUUCCAUGACUCUCGUCUAUCAGUAUUGCGGUAUGUCCUGCUUUGAUCAGGCUGUUUUUUCAGGAAGUGGAGGUCCAUGGUCCAUAACGGUUUUCUGCAUUUGUUCUGUAGUUUUUUUUUUUUUGUUUUUUUUUUUUGUUUGUUUGGUUUUUCCAAAGGAGUAAUAUGCACACAACUCUGUAGCUUCAGGUUCAUUUGUCUUGGUUACAUGAACAGCCUUCACUUUUAUUUUGUUUUUACAUUUCCCUUUUACUGCGCAUUGUAUUAACAGACAAAAUCAAAUGUGAAACAUUGUGACAGGAAAAAAAAAAGCAAAAAUACUGUAUGGUACAGUCUUCAUUGUUAUGCUGUCAAUGGUACGAAAGUGAACUUUGUUGUCUGGUAAAAGGAUCCAUUCCUCAUGAAGUUACCAAAGUAAGUCUUAACUAGCACAGAUUGGCCAUUACAGCCCAGCUGUGGUUUUGUGAAAAGGUUUACCCAAUGUCCAAAACUGUAUCUAAGACCCAGAUUGUCUCAAUGUGAUAUAAAACAAAAAAUAUAAAAGUACAGAAUAUUUUUUUUGGCUCAUGUUAACAUAGUGUUUGUAGCUGUGAGACUGACCUCUAAGCAUUACAAAUUACAAAUUCUGUCAUACAUAAAAGCUUUAAAUUAGCCAAAUUGUUGAACUCCACAUACAUGUAUUUGAUCAGCUUUUUGCUAAUGUAUAUGAUCGACCUGACUGCUUUUUGCCAUGAUUUUCAUUGAAUUGAACUUGAUUCAAGUGAUUGCAUAGAGUACAGAUGUGCAGUGGUACGGCAUUAAUAUGUUUUUCUUACUCCUGUUUUUAAUAGCUCAGAUGAUGAUUAUUUUUUUUUCUUUUGGAAUGUUUUUUUGAAAGUCAAUUAUUUUAUUUGGCAUCGUUUCAGAAUCAAAAAGAUAAGUUUGUGCAUCCUCUUGCCAGUUUUUGUCACACCCCAGUAUGUUUUGGUACACUUGUGUUCUGUUCGCUAUUGUUUUUGAAGUCUGAGCUUGACAUACAGCAAAGUUCCGGUUUGGAGGUCAGUUCUUCAGAUGAAGGCUGAGAGGAAAUAUGAAAAGGAAAAACUUUUUAUGGAUGUGUCCAUGUGUACAUACUGAUGCUUUGAUUUUUUUUUUUUUUUUUUUCCUGCAGUUGAUUGACAUUUCCUUUCUCCUCUGGUGGGAAAAAGUGAGUGAUGGCAGGCAAAUCAUUUUAGCAUUGCUUAGUGUUUGUAUUUAUCUUUUUUUUUUCUUUUUUUUGCUUUCAAUAGAGCUAUUGCAAUAAAAAAAGUUCCUGUAACAUGUUUCAGUAUCAUUUGUUUUCAUUAUACGUCUGUGAAUGAAUAAGAGCAGACUAAUGUCUUGCUUUUUAUGUCCACUGUUAUUGAACUUUGCUGUUUGCUUCAGAAAACCGAUCCAGUGACCCUUCUUUCUCACUACAACUUCAGUGUAAACAUGACAUGGACAUAUUUGGCACGAUUGCUAGCAGAGACAGGAGAUGUUGCCAUUGUUUGUAAUGAUUUACUAUAACAAGAUGACACAAUAAUAUGAACUUCAAACACUCCCUGUUGUUCAACACAAUAUUUAAAGGCUCCCCUAUGUUCCUCUGCUAUUUCUGCUGUAAUUGAGACACUGCUGAUUUUUAAACGCUUUUUCAGAAUAUUUAAGGUCCUAAUUCUGUAUGUUCUUCAAUAAAAACAAUGGUUAGUGAGGAUAUAAAAGAAAUCUAGAUCUCUGUUUACAUCUUGAUAGUUUUUGUUUUUAGCAAAUAUACAAGUCAUUCUGUGGCCCCCUUAGAAGCAUGCUGAGGCCCUCCAGUGGUUUCUGGCCCCUGGUUGAGAAGCCCUAAUAGAGACCACAAACACUGAGAUUAAAUAAUGGAAGAACAUGUAGAAUGGCAUGGCAUAUACAAAAAAAAACAAAAACAAAAACACCAAAGAUUGCUGCGUUUUCUCGCUAUUGCAAAGUCUUCACACCAGACUUCUGUAUACUUUUUCUCAGACUCACAACAUUCGAUACUGUGACAUUUCCAGCAGGCCAAAUGACAUUUAAAAAUGAAGAGAAACCAUAGCACAUGUAUAUUAAAAACAAAACCUGCUCAGUUAUAGGAAGUGAUCAGACAUAAAAACUGACAAAUAAACUGAAGGACAAUAUCUAUUAAAAGAAAAAAAGUAUAUUGUGAAAAGGGUAACUGUUGCAUGAAGAUUUGCAAGUUUUUCUUCAGUUUAACUUCAGUCUGCAUCUGAUAAAAACAAAAAAACAUGCACACACAUGUAUGCGUCACUGGGUGCAUGCACACACCAUAACCCCCCACCCUCCCCCAGCAUUCUCAUGCCAGUAAGCAGUGUCAGUAAGUAGCUUGGGGAAAUCAAAGCGGAUAACUGACCGUUGCAAGUGAACUUUUCAGGGGGGUCGACUUCUUUCCCAGAAUCUCAGAGCUUAUUUGCCCAUGAGCAUGUAGUAAGACACUUAAACCAGGAAACUAUUAUCUCCUUAGGAGCCUCAAACCACUACAGAAAUCUACUCACAUGUAUAAUACUAUCUAGGGAGUGAUACAGUGACCAAGUCAUGAACUCUUGUUGUUCCUCUAUAAUGAUACCCUUAAUUGAAUUUAAGUAUUUGAAUGUAAGCGUUUUGGCACUGCUUGCUAAUGUACAGAAUCAAUCCCCUAUAUGCUGUCUGACACCUUGCACCUUCACAUUGGUAUCAUUUGAUGUGAAAUAUCAGGUCUAAAUAUCAUAGUUUAACCAAUACUUUGCUGAAGCUUAAAUGACUAUAAAAAAAAAAAAGGGAAAUGUUUAAUUUCUGUUUUAGUGUCCAGGCAGGCUGGCGAGAAGUGGUUGUCUUUGUGAGUCAUUGAAUCA
Molecule: messenger RNA, 7757 nt
Organism: Onychostoma macrolepis
Lineage: Eukaryota; Metazoa; Chordata; Actinopteri; Cypriniformes; Cyprinidae
Gene: irs4b
Product: insulin receptor substrate 2-B
Exons: 2
Coding region: 291-3776 (1161 amino acids)
Biological process (GO): insulin receptor signaling pathway
Cellular component (GO): plasma membrane; cytosol
Molecular function (GO): phosphatidylinositol 3-kinase binding; insulin receptor binding
Source: RefSeq, a predicted model, not a curated record